CAAACGUAUAAUUCAGUUUCUGCUUGGGGCUCGAUGUGGUAAAAGGAUAGAGCCAAUGAUGAAACUGGCUGCAACAUAAACACAACACAAUAACACGCUGAAAUGUCGACCCUACUGCGUAGACACCACAAGCUGCAAUUUCUGAUCUAACAUGGCGUCGGAGACUUUUCGUCUUCUUUCAUUUAGCUGGCAUGCUAGCUAGUUAGCAUGAUGUGCUAUGGCUAACGUUAACUACCAGCACAGGGUCUCCAACUGCCAAUAGCCUGGUUGUGUAACGUUAAUCAUGUAUACGUUGCUACUACUGUUUUAUCUAUCUUGUUGCCUAGCCACUUUACCCCUACCUGUAUGUACAUAUCUACUUCAAUAACCUCGUACCCCUGCACAUUGACUCGUAUGAGCACGGGGGAAGAUGAGGACUCGGUGACCCUGGAGUCUGUCAACUCUGUCACUCUCACCCAGGACAGCGACGGCAGCAUCAUACUACACUGUCCUCCACACGAGGGAGACGAGAGCUUCGAGGUGACUAUGACCACCACCGCCGACAGUGACAUUACAGAAGAGGGUGUGGCCCAGAUACAGAUCUUGCAGAGCUCUGAUCCUCAGAACAGUGAAGAGAUAUCUCCUGUCAGCCAGGCCUGGUUCACCACCAAGGAGGAUAAAGACACACUGGUUAACAAAGGUCAUAAGUGGAAACAAGGCAUGUGGUCUAAAGAGGAGAUAGACCUGCUGAUGAGCAACAUCCAACACUAUGUGAAGGGUCGGGGGAUGGAGGACCCAGCUGAGAUCAUCUUUGAGAUGUCUAAGGAGGAGCGUAAGGAUUUCUACCGCAGCGUGGCCUGGGGUUUGAACCGGCCGCUGUUCGCCGUCUACCGACGAGUCCUCCGCAUGUACGAUAACCGCAACCAUGUGGGCAAGUACUCUCCUGAGGAGAUCAACAAGCUGAAAGAGCUGAGACAGAAGCAUGGUAAUGACUGGGCCACCAUAGGAGCCGCUCUGGGCCGCAGCGCCUCGUCUGUUAAGGACCGCUGUCGACUAAUGAAGGACACCUGCAACACAGGUCAGACACUGGAUCCUGGGGGGUUUAUGAUUCAGGAAGCAGGUCAGACACUGUAUCCUGGGGGGUUUAUGAUUCAGGAAGCAGGUCAGACACUGUAUCCUGGAGGGUUUAUGAUUCAGGAAGCAGGUCAGACACUGUAUCCUGGAGGGGUUAUGAUUCAGGAAGCAGGUCAGACACUGUAUCCUGGAGGGUUUAUGAUUCAGGAAGCAGGUCAGACACUUUAUCCUGGAGGGUUUAUGAUUCAGGAAGCAGGUCAGACACUGUAUCCUGGAGGGUUUAUGAUUCAGGAAGCAGGUCAGAUACUUUAUCCUGGAGGGUUUAUGAUUCAGGAAGCAGGUCAGACACUGUAUCCUGGAGGGUUUAUGAUUCAGGAAGCAGGUCAGAUACUUUACCCUGGAGGGUUUAUGAUUCAGGAAGCAGGUCAGAUACUUUAUCCUGGAGGGUUUAUGAUUCAGGAAGCAGGUCAGAUACUUUAUCCUGGGGGGUUUAUGAUUCAGGAAGCAGGUCAGACACUGUAUCCUGGGGGGUUUAUGAUUCAGGAAGCAGGUCAGACACUGUAUCCUGGAGGGUUUAUGAUUCAGGAAGCAGGUCAGAUACUUUAUCCUGGAGGGUUUAUGAUUCAGGAAGCAGGUCAGACACUUUAUCCUGGAGGGUUUAUGAUUCAGGAAGCAGGUCAGAUACUUUAUCCUGGAGGGUUUAUGAUUCAGGAAGCAGGUCAGAUACUUUAUCCUGGAGGGUUUAUGAUUCAGGUAGUAGAGAGGCAGGCAGAUCAGUUAUCCAUGAAGUGUAAGCAAGGGAUAGUGGAGUUGGAUGUGGAUGAUGAGAAUGAGUUGAAGUGGGAGGAGCUAGCGGGAGGGUGGAGCAGUGUUCGCUCUCCUCAGUGGCUCAGAUCUAAGUGGUGGAGCAUCAAGAGACAAGUAGCCAAUCACAAGGAACUGCCCUUCCACGUGUUACUGAAGGGUCUUCAGGAGUUGAUGGAGACUCAGGUGCCGUUAGGGGCGGGCACUGGGCCAGGUAGCCCUUCCCCUUCCCUGCAGAUCCGAGUCACGCGAUUGGAGGAGUGCUGUAGCUCCGCCCCCCGUCCCGUCACAGCACUGCAGAUCCCACUGCAGAUCACACACCUGGCCUCAGACAGUGCUGGUGCCAGUGACACAGAGACCAUCACCCUCAACACUGCUGCUCUGCAGACCUUACAGAUCCUACCUUCUUUCCACCUGCACCCUACAGGGACUCCAGGGACGUACUUCCUUCAGACAGCAGCCAAUCAGAGCCUGCCGCUCAGUCUUUCCAGCAAUCCCACCGUCACACUGACAGCCAGCUCCUCCCCGUCGUCCCCAGAACACAUCAUCCUACACAGCCUCUCAACGGAGGGUCUUUGUUCCAAUGACAGCGUCAUCAUUCAGACGGUCACCUCUGACCACACCUCUCCAGAGCCUCUUUGCCAAUCACAGCUGGUUGUGGAGAUGCAGGGGGAGGAGCCAGAGCAGAACUUCCUGAUUGGUUCCUCAGAAGACGGAGCCACCGAGACUCCGGAGCCAAUGACAGACAGCUUUACUGCCAAGGUCCUGGACUCUCCCUCUCAGGAGGAGCAUUCUGGGAUAGCGAAGGGGGCGGUGCUUAUCGUUUCUCCUACAAAUGUCAGCAGCACACUUACAGAUCUGAUCCUAGAGAACCAGGAUGGCUCUGACUGAGCUGGAUAACAUCAUCACUGAUGGAGCCAAUCAAACAGCAGAGUGGACAUGUCAUCAUUUUGGACAUUAUUUCUGAUUGGCUGAGUUGGCCAUUAAGCCCCUCCCUUUUAAAUGUUCUCUUGGGUAUGGCAGUAAUACACCUAAUACUGGUAUGUACACCGCCAUCAAACCCCAACAAAGAAGAAGUUCUCUUGGGUCAGAGGUGAGACUAUGACAUCAUCAUGGGUUCCUGUGGGGGCCGGCCUACUGACCACACAGAGAACAGGACAGAUCCUCAUUCAUCUGACACUGUGAAUUAUAUCUGCAUUUAGUUUAUUUAUGUGUAAUAAAAACUCCCACAGUUGCUAGU
Salvelinus namaycush (lake trout) is the source of this 3097-nucleotide messenger RNA. It is a transcript of the gene dmtf1, whose product is annotated as cyclin D binding myb-like transcription factor 1. Gene Ontology annotation, biological process: regulation of transcription by RNA polymerase II. NCBI's taxonomy places the organism in Eukaryota, Metazoa, Chordata, Actinopteri, Salmoniformes, Salmonidae. Gene Ontology annotation, molecular function: DNA-binding transcription factor activity, RNA polymerase II-specific; RNA polymerase II cis-regulatory region sequence-specific DNA binding. Gene Ontology annotation, cellular component: nucleus. The coding region runs from base 346 to 2748 and encodes 800 amino acids. The transcript is spliced from 14 exons. The record is from RefSeq and is a predicted model, not a curated record.